AUGGCCGAGAGCGUGGCGUCGCCGCUGCCCGCCAGCGAGGACAAUCUGGGCAAGGUGGAGACCAGCGCAGCAGUGGCGCCGCCGAUGGACGCCCGCAUCGCGGAGCUGCUGAGCAACCUGUCUCGCCACCGCGUGGCCGCGGUCGGUGGCGGCUUCGUGCCUGGGUUGACGGUGGGCGCGGGGGCUGAUGCCCGGGUGUCCGUGUCCUCCGCCUACCACACGCCAGUACUCCAGCGGCCCCAGGCCGCCCACGGCACGGCGCCCGUCUUAGUCACCGCGGCUCCCAAUCAACUCAUCCAACUGUCGAUUCCAGGCAUGAGGGACGCAAGUCGGGCCAGCGUCAAGGCUGACAACGCCAGUUCCGACUCGCCGACCAGCGGUAUGGCCAACGGUGUGGGUGACAUGGACGACGACCAAGAGGACAGCGGGGCGUUGUCGAGGGGAACGCAGCGCCCCAAAAGGUACCGAAAUCAGAAACAAAAGCUGUCCAACUCAAUGGCACAGAAACGCUACAGGGAGCGCAAGAAGCGGGCAUUCAUGGACAUGCGCCAGGUGAUUGACAACCUGCAGGCCGAGGUGGAGACGCUCAGGGGCGUGAAGAAUGAAAAUGAUCGCUUGCGUCAGACCACAGGUGCCCUGGAAGACCUGGUCAAGAGCCAGCAAGACCAGAUCGAGGCACUUCGUGGCCGGCUGAAGGCAGAGGCCCAUAUGCCAGAAGCCUCCUCAGCAGGGCCGAGGGAAGCAACUGCUGUGGUGCCGAAGGAUAUGGACGUUUUGAUGGUGUCCUCUGCUGGGGGGGCCGAUAUGAACACUGACAGCACAGGCCUUGGGAAUGCGUUUGUGAAGGCAUACGAGAUGCGACAAGCAGAGUCAGGCAGCCCCAACCAUAAGCCAAUGCUGCCAUCCUUACCAGCAGGGCACCCGGUCACCCCAACGAGCCUGCCAGCCAUUGCCUCACAACUUGUGAUGCCCCUGGUGCCCGAUGCAGCCAUGUCAGCCACCCUGCAGAAUGAGUGGAACACACAUAUUCUGGCCAUGGAGCAGGUUCUGGUGGCUAACCAACAGCAAGGCCUGCCGAACGGGCCCAUCUCAGAAGAAGCGCUUCAGUUGUUGAGCCGCAUGGUCAGCAACUUAUAUAGUCUGAAUGCGCAGUUGAUGAGCUCCAAGGUGCAGCAAAUCCUCGACACUAACCGCCAGAACACAGCUCGAAUAUGUAGAAUAUUCAAUGGCCUGGCAGGGUGCAAGGCAGAGUGA
Ostreobium quekettii is the source of this 1254-nucleotide messenger RNA. The record is from the annotation of a GenBank genome assembly. NCBI's taxonomy places the organism in Eukaryota, Viridiplantae, Chlorophyta, Ulvophyceae, Bryopsidales, Ostreobiaceae.